This is a messenger RNA of Mercenaria mercenaria, 13930 nucleotides long. Its product is annotated as protein crumbs-like. Gene Ontology annotation, biological process: heterophilic cell-cell adhesion; establishment or maintenance of epithelial cell apical/basal polarity. Bases 178 to 7542 code for a protein of 2454 amino acids. The transcript is spliced from 30 exons. Gene Ontology annotation, cellular component: plasma membrane; protein-containing complex. The record is from RefSeq and is a predicted model, not a curated record. Gene Ontology annotation, molecular function: calcium ion binding. NCBI's taxonomy places the organism in Eukaryota, Metazoa, Mollusca, Bivalvia, Venerida, Veneridae.
AAUGAUAGAUUUAGAUAAAGAACAAUACAAGCAUACCCGUAAAUUUUACGAUAUAAAUAGUACACAGGUACAAUGUAGGUCACGUGACACUUUAUGUAUGUAAAAUUGUAGGGUGUUUAUAUAAAAUCUGUGUGCGUACAUUCUUGACCCACGGGAAUUUAUAAACAAUAUGACAGGAUGGGUUCAAGAUCACUGACAGAGGGAUUAACCCGGGGGUCCGUAUUAACCCUCGGGGCAUAUACAGGGCUGAUCUUUGCCUUGUGUCUAACAGAUGUAAUAUCAGCUGAAAAUGGUGGAAGAUACGGUUAUUUCUCUCAGGAAAAUAGUUCCAGUGUUAUACUGAAAAACGCAGUAUGGAAUGUUAGGGACAGUGGUCGACAGACAGAAUUUUCAUUUCGAACAUGUUCAAAUGGGCAGCUUUUAUACCAAAAAGGGGCGGGUGGGGAUUUCUUAAAACUUUUGCUCAUAAAUGGAACUCUUGAAUUCCAUUGGUUAAUUGGCUCCGUCCAGAACAGUACUGCAGUAGGCGCUGACUUAAAUAAUGACGAGUGGUGGACGUUAAGUAUACAUCGAUAUUUAGGAAAUUUAUAUUUAAAUGUGACAAAAAGUGGGAGAGUGUAUUUUAGUGAGAUUAUUUCAAAUUCAACUUUCAGGGAAUAUUUUUCUAGUAUAGAUUUUAGUGGGACAUUAGGCCUGUAUGUUGGCCUGGAAUAUACAGGCUGUUUGAUGGAGGGGCCUACUGUGAUAUUUUCUAACAAUAAUGCCUAUACAGAAUGGAAUAAUGUGAUCUGGAGUGAUACUUCUUGUCCUCAACAUGAUGCUAAUUGUGCUCUAGAGAAUGGUGACAUAAACGACUGUUAUUCUCACCCAUGUAACAAUGGUGGUACAUGUAUCGACGGAGAAAACACUUAUACUUGCCAGUGUCCGCACCUGUACAACGGAACAAACUGCGAAAACGACCUCAGUGUGUACGGCUGUGCUGUCAGUCCAUGUUUGAAUGGCGGAACAUGUCAGGGUGUGUCUAGCGGCACCAGAAAUUACAGAUGUGAUUGUUUAAGUGGAUUUGCUGGUACCAACUGUGAAGGUAACAUUGACGAGUGUGGUACCAAUCCGUGUCACAAUGAUGUACCAUGUAUUGAUAAAGUUGGAGGAUAUGAAUGCAACUGCACCGGCUCAGGUUACAGUGGGUCACUGUGUGACCAGGAUAUAGACGAGUGUGAGGACACAAGUGUGUGUGGUACUGGACAGUGCUUCAACAACCCAGGCAGCUUUACAUGUGGCUGUCAGGACGGAUUCUUUGGACCGGAAUGUCAGGACAUAGAUGAGUGCCAGUCUAACCCAUGCCAAAAUGGUGCCACAUGUCAGAAUCUGGAGAAUAGAUACAAGUGUUUGUGUGUGACUGGGUAUACAGGAGGGAUGUGUGAGACAGAUAUUGAUAACUGUAUCAAUAUAACAUGUGGAGGACUAUAUUCAGAGUGUAGAGAUGGUGUUAACAGUCAUACUUGUGUGUGUAAACCAGGAUACACAGGUGUUGUUCCUAAUUGUGUAGAAAUUGAUGAGUGUCAACAAUACAGCCCAUGCCGGAAUGGUGCCACAUGUCGUAACCUGAUCAAUGACUACAACUGUACAUGUGUAUUAGGAUACGGCGACAAAAACUGCUCCACAAAUAUAGAUGAAUGUUCUCCCAAUCCGUGCAUGAAUGGAGCAACAUGUACAGACCUAUUGAAUGACUACAGAUGUGAUUGUCUGGCUGGUUUUAAUGGAAACCAAUGUGAGAACAACAUUGAUGAGUGUGCCUUUACAAGCCACCCUUGUAGCAAUGGAGGAACUUGUGUUGAUGAGAUUGAUGGCUACAGCUGUAGGUGUGUGUUUGGAUACACAGGGGCCAGUUGUCAGACAGAUAUAAAUGAAUGCUCUCCAAACCCCUGUGGUGUAAACAGUACUGAUUGCACAGAUGGUAUCGGAUAUUUCAACUGUACAUGCAAGCUGGGAUAUACUGGUGUGAUAUGUCAGACUGACAUUGACGAAUGUUCUUCAAAUCCCUGCCAGAACGGGGCAAUAUGUACAAAUAAAAUCAACGGUUAUGAGUGCGCAUGCACUGCAGACUGGAUGGGUAUGGACUGUUCAGUACAGUAUGAUGCAUGUAGUCCAGUAUUUCAAAAUUGUAAAAAUGGUGCUACGUGUGCUUCCACACCCCCGUCGCAUGAUUUCAGUUGUACUUGUGUUAGAGGUUUUACAGGAAGCCAGUGUGAAACCAACAUUGAUGACUGUACACCAGAUCCAUGUGAGGCACCACUGGUGUGCUUUGAUAAAGUUGACGGACACCUCUGUGGCUGUCCCAUUGGUUUUGAGGGAGUGAAUUGCUCAACCCCAAUUGAUGAAUGUGGAAGUUCUCCGUGCCAGAAUGGCGGAACCUGUAUCGAUGGGAUCGGUAACUAUACAUGUCAGUGUAAUCAGAGAAAUGCUAGUGUUAUAGAUGGUACAACAACAACAACAUACUUGACAGGGUACGAUGGAGUUAACUGUGAGAAUGAUAUAAAUGAAUGUCUUGUACAGCCGUCUAUAUGUUUGAACGGUGGUGACUGUGAAAAUGAGGAUGGUACAUUCCAGUGUAAAUGUGGCAGAGACUCUGAUGGGAACUAUUUUUCAGGCUAUAACUGUGAAGUGUCCACCUCGUACUGUACGAUACACCAAGAAGUAACCAAUGAUCAGCCAGCAUGUAAGAACAAUGGAACUUGUCGAGGACUUGUCAAUGAUUUUGUCUGUGAUUGCGCCCCAGGAUUUACAGGUCGCCGCUGCAAAACAAAUAUAGAUGAAUGCGAAUCUAACCCAUGCCAGUAUAACGGGACUUGUGUUGAUGGUAUAAAUGGAUAUACAUGUGACUGUAUCCCAGGAAUAACGGGAAAAGACUGUGAGACCAAUAUAGAUGAAUGUGCAUCAAACCCUUGUCUUCAUGCUGGAAAAUGUAUCGAUCAUAUAAACAGCUUUGGAUGUAACUGUACUGACACUGGGUUUAAAGGUGAUACAUGUGAUAUCAACAUAGAUGAUUGUGAACCCAAGCCGUGUGAAAAUGGAGCAACCUGUUAUGAUCUCAUAAAGGACUACAACUGUACGUGUUUCCCUGGUUACAAUGGGAAGGAAUGUCAAAAUGAUAUCAACGAGUGUGCUAGCACUCCCUGCAAGUUUAACAGUACGUGUCUACAGAAGUCCAACAAAACACUGUAUGAUAUAGACCAUCCAGGAUUUGAGAACUUGACAUUCUCCUAUGCCAAUGCUUCAGGAUACCUGUGUGAAUGUGUAGCUGGAUCUAAAGGAGUUAAUUGUGAAAUAAACAUUGAUGACUGUCAGCAUGAUAAUUGUAACAAUGGGACAUGUUAUGAUCUCCUCAAUGCCUAUAGAUGUGACUGCUUCCCAGGUUUUGAGGGAGAGUACUGUAAUGUGGAAAUUGAUGAAUGUGCUCGUUAUCUCCCUUGCCGGUAUGGUUCUAGAUGUACAGACAAAAUUGCUGAUUAUGAGUGUGAAUGUCCACCGUUGCACAAUGGAAAACCAUAUGCAGGGAAAAAUUGUACAUUUGAAUUAACAGCGUGUCGAAAUCAUCAGUGCCAUAAUGGUGCAACUUGUCAGCCAUAUUUGAUCAACGAAACCCGAGGAAUUCAGGAUUAUGAGUGUCUAUGUACGGAGGGAUUUACUGGAAAAUACUGUAAUAUUUCCACAACUAUGUCUUUUGAUUCAGGAUCUUACAUAGAAGCCAGACUAAAUAUGUCAGUUGAUGUAACAGUUUCAUUUCGAUUCCGAACAACUUUACAGGAAUCCAUUUUGUUCGCUUGGAUCGGACAGAAUGGUAGUUUAACACGACUCUUCACAACUGUAGAAUUAAAGGAGGGAAAGGUAUUUCUGGGAUAUCACGGGGCUGGUGCAGAUAGUCUCACAAACUCUUCUAUUACAGACAGAAAAUUAAAUGACGGAAACUGGCAUAAAGUUGUUCUCACAAAAACAAACAGCAAAAUUACAGUAUUAGUUACAGGAAGUAAAUGUGUUUCGGGAUGUAAUAUUGAAGUUAUGUAUGAUUCUACAAUUCAGUCCACUCAGGAAGGUUAUUUUGGAGGUUUAACAACUCAAACUUUGCAUCAGCAGACUGUGUCUAAAACUAAAUUUGUAGGUUGUAUGGAGGAUGUAACAAUUCGGGGAACCAGACUAAGUCUGGAUAUAAAUACUGUUGACCAUAAUUUUAUUAACCUGACAAGAGGAUGUCCAAGGUCUCAGCAGUGUUUCUCUGAUACUUGUAAUUCAAAAGGUGACUGUGUGGAUCUGUGGAAUAAGUACAGGUGUGACUGCUACAGACCAAAUCUAGGUGACAGGUGUGAAACAGCGUAUAUAGCGGCAACAUUUGGCUACAACAACAUACCUGUCAGCACAGCAGAAUUCAGCCUUGUAUCGGAUAUCAGAAAGGGCCUACUGCAAGAAUUUGAUAUAUCGUUUUUCUUAAGGUCUAGGAAGGAAUCUUCACUGAUUUUUUUCUUUGGUGAUCUACAAACAUUUGUGACAUUGGAGUUAGAAAGUGGACAUUUGAAAGUCAGGUUGAAAUUCUGCUCACUAGAGAAGAUUUUCUUAUCAAACGAUGACGGUUACAGUGAUGGCCAGCAGCAUCUUGUAAAAUUUUACCGAAAAUCGAAUAUUUUCAUGUUUUAUGCUGAUGAGAACUUGGUUCAUGCGGAGAAUGUACCUGACAAUUGUAACUUUAAUGCACAGUAUCUAUAUUUUGGUGGAAAUAUUCCACAAACUGUCUCUGGACGUAAAAAGCGGCAGACCAUCAUCACAGAUGAAAAUGUGGGCGAUUUUUCAGCAGUUUCUCCGUACAAAGGAACUAUACAAGAUGUACAGCUUGACCAAUACUCACUGCAGUUCUAUCCGCUAGCUGACCCAAGCCUGUCCGACCUUCUCAAUAUUUCAGUGGCCUUUAGCUCGGGAUUAACACAGAAUGAAGUGACAGACCCAGUAUGUGAUAUGAUCACACCCUGUGAAAACAACUCAACAUGUACAGAUGUGUUCUUCAAUGACUACAGAUGUGAGUGUCUGCUAGGAUAUAGAGGGAAGAACUGCAGUGAGCUAGAUUUCUGUGUGACAGGAACUUGUCCUGAUGGUUCUACCUGCCAGAGUCUUCUUGAUGGAUUUGAAUGUAUAAGCAAUGCAACAUUUAAUGGAGAAACAAGCUACGCUGUCUACACGCACACACUGGCAAAUACUACUAAAGUCCGCUCAUUCUCCUUCAAGUUUAGAACAUUGGCAAUGAACGGCUACAUUUUUAUGAUCGGAAAUAAUUCACGCUACUUCAGAACGAGGCUGGUUGGAUCUGAUUUGACUAUUCUUUAUAAACUGGAUGACUCUGAAGAAAUGGUGCUAACAGCAUCGUAUCCAGUUAGCGAUUCCAGGUGGUUUAUGGCUAAAGUUGCAGAUUCCCAGGAUACUGUGACCUUGACCUUGUAUGACCUUGAAGGGGUCAAUCUGUUUACAAAUGUUAGUGGUAAGAAGCGUGUGAAUAGUGUUGAUAUGAAUGAUCUGGUUAAGUCAGACAGUAAUGAAAUAUUUGUGGGUACACGCGUGUUGGGAGUUAGUACCGUACAGAAUAUUUUCGCAUACGAAGGAUGUUUAAGUGAACUCCGUAUUGGGGGUAUACUGUUGCCAUUUUUCCCAGAUGACCAGUUUGUGAACAAUACCAGCCAGCAAAAAUUUUUACUCCAAGGGUACAGUUUUACCCAUGGUUGCAGGGCAGGACAAGGGUGUAACACUAAUCAGUGUCGGCACAGCUCAACAUGUAUUCCAGAUUUCUACACAUAUGUAUGUAAUUGUAGCACUGGCUACACAGGCAGAUGGUGUCAAGAUCGUGUCGACUAUUGUGAAGAAGAUCAGUGUGUUAAUGGUCAUUGUGAAAACAAACUGGACAAUUAUGAAUGUGUCUGUCCUUCUGGAUAUACUGGAGACAGGUGUGACACAGACGUGAAUGAAUGUAACAGUAAUGUAACAGUUUGCCAGAACAACGCCUCCUGUCAGAAUGAGAAUGGCACGUACACAUGUCAGUGCUCACAGCAGUUCAUUGGAGACAUGUGCGAAAUAUCGUUGACAGUAAACUGCAGUACAAAUCCUUGUGUCCAUGGAACCUGUGCUAUGAUCAAUACAACACAUCCUGUGUUAAAUACUCAGGUGGAGACUUUUAACUGCACAUGCAAUGCGGGUUAUGAAGGCUACAGAUGUGAUUCUCCUAUAGAUUACUGUAGUAACUUCCCAUGUGAAAAUGGAGGCAUCUGUGAAUCACAUACUGACACACAGACGUACACCUGCAACUGUCCUACAGGCUUUAGUGGAGAUAGAUGUGAGGAAAACAUAAAUGACUGUCCCAGUCAGUACUGCAAGAACCGAGGUGUAUGUGUAGAUGGUGUUAACUCAUUUGUUUGUAACUGUACGCAGUUUUAUACAGGACCAACAUGUGAGACUGAUAUAGACGAGUGUGAGAUUACACGACCAUGCCAGCAUGAAGGUGCAUGUAUCAACACACAGGGUUCACCUGGCUUCUCCUGCAUCUGUAGUGGAACUGGAUUUGAAGGUCUGUAUUGUGAGCAUGAUGUUGACGAAUGUACAAGUUCGCCAGGUAUCUGUCAGAAUGGUGCUGCCUGUAAUAACACAGUUGGUGGCUACGAGUGCACUUGCACUCUGGGAUACAAGGGAAAGAACUGUGAAAUCCCAGACUGUGGCCUCAUUUCCUGUCAAAAUAGUGGCACAUGUAGAAUAUCACAGUCCAAAUGGAACUGUCUAUGUCCGCAGUUUUAUGAAGGAGAUCUGUGUGAGAUCAAAGGACCUUGUGCUGAUGAACCUUGUCUGGCUGCUAACACAGAGCAGUGUACCCAGAAUGUGACAGCAAACACAUACAAUUGUCAGUGUAGAGCAGGCUGGAAAGGACAAAUCUGUAGUGAAGAUCAAGAUGAAUGUGUAGAUAUUGCUCCUUGUCAGAACGGGGCUACAUGUAUCAACAACCAGGGAUCAUUCAGAUGUGACUGUGUUCUAGGAUAUACAGAUCAGUAUUGUCAGACCAACAUUGACGAGUGCGAAUCCUCACCUUGUAAAAAUAAUGGAUAUUGUUUUGAUGGAAUAGGACAGUUUGAAUGUAACUGUACUGGAACUGGUUAUGAGAAUUUAACGUGUGAGGUGGACGUGGAUGAAUGUGCUGACAACAACCCAUGUUAUAACGGAGCUGCUUGUAAGAACACUGUUGGAAGUUACCAGUGCCAGUGUACAAAUGGAUUUGAGGGGAAAAAUUGUGAAGUAAAGUCUGAUGCAUUGAUGGAGGAUGAUAUAACAUGGUACAUUGUGGGCCCGGUUGUUGCCCUUGUACUUAUUCUUAUAACUAUUGGAAUUAUUUGGUUCUUGCUUUGUGUACGUAACAAGCGAGCGACACGCGGAGCAUACAGUCCCAGUAGACAGGAAGUGACCGGCUCGAGAGUAGAACUUGGAAAUGUUAUGAAGAAACCUCCACUCGAAAGAUUGAUAUGAGCCAAUCAGAGAUCGUGUUUAUAUUAACAUAAUAGAUACUCAUAAUGCGGGUCUACUUUGCAAUAAGAUUUUAACUUACAAUGAAACACGGUGUUAUGUGAUGACUGUGAAUAUGCCAAAAAAAAAUUUCGCAAUUGGAGUUAAAGGACGAUAAUGACAAGGUUAGCUAUAGUGCAAGUGUUGUGUGUCACCAGGAUGAUGUUGAAUUGGUCAGAUAAGAUCUGAGGCAAGGUCAGUAUAUAUAGGCUGGCUGAACUCGAAGGUUUCAUGGAAAUGUAUUUGUGUUACUUUACAUAUAUACAACCAAUUGUAUAUCCAAAUAUAUUGAUAUUGAAAGUAUAUUGUGAUAUUAACAGGACUAUAUGGACGUCCCAGGUGGAUGACUUUAUGCAUUUAUUAUCAUUAUGUGAGGUUGUAAAGUUUACAAGGACUGUUUAUGUAGUGCUUGAAGUGCCAGUAUGUAGGAGGAGAAAUUCAGAAAUUGCCGAGUGCACUAAAGGAGGAUUUUAUGAUGUAUGUUAUACUUAGCCAUUGAGGAAUGUUGGGCUCAAGGUUAUAAAUUUAGAGUUUGAAGACGAGUCAAAAAAUUAAUUCAAGCAGUCUGUCUAGUUUCAGAUUUGGGGGAGGGGGGUAACCUACCUUCCAGAUUUGGGGAUAAGUAACCCACUGGGCACUUAAGUACCUUUCUAAACUCAGUUUUAUUACCUUGAACCCUUCUAUAUGUUAGGAUGAAACCCUGCUCUAAUAUGUUAGGACAGGAUCCUACAUAUGUUAGGAUUGAAUUCUGCUUUAAAGUAGGAUUGAACCCUACUAUAAAGGUUGGAUUUAUAAGAAAACAUUUUAAACAAAGCAUUUUGAAGCCUUAAGAAAUACCACCAAUUUGCAAACUGGGGUGUUUAUAAGAAAAUAUAUGGUACAACUUAAGGACAUAUCAAAUUUGAAUAUCUGCAAUAUUAUAUGUUUGCUUGUUCAUGUUUGUGUAGAAUUUCUCAAGGUUAUAUUAUGAAAAGUGUGCUAUUGAAAAUACCUUUAAGGAAGCCUAUUUAUUUGGAGCGUAAUAUACCUAGUAUGUUGUGAAGUUAUAUGGACAGCGUUUAUCUGGACACUGAAAAUUUAAUGGUCUAUAUUCAAGAAAUUUUGAGGAAAAUAAUAUCAGUUAUGAUACACUCAUGACAUAUAUGCUUUAAUUGAUCAAGGUGUGAAUAUUAGUAUAAGGAUAAAAAGAAAGAAUAUAACAAAUUUUAGUAUUCAGAUUUUGAGUGAAACAUGCAGUAUUACAACACCUUUCAUUUCCAUUGUUUUUACAGUGUGUGUCAAAUAUUUUGUCUGUAACAGUCUAUAUCUUAAAUACAUGUACAUUUGCAUAUCAUGAAUAGAAUUAUGGCAUCCCACUCAUUCGGAACAAGUUGAACGUUGUUAAUAAUUGUAAUUUAAGCUGCAUGAUUGUAUAUUUUCUACUUGUAAAUUAUUUAUACCCUAGGUUAUACCAAAUUGUCAAUCCUUUUGUCCUUUGCUGACGGAACAAUAUCGACUGAGAACAGUUCAACAACUUUGCCUUGUGAAACAUUUAAAUACAUGUGUUUGACUUUUGACCACAAUAUUUUCUUACUUAUUUGAUACUGCAGAUUUGAGAACUGUAGGACUAAAUUUACGCACUUUAAAGUACCGGUAAGGUUCAGUAUUUUAAUAUAUGAUUUUGUUAGACUUAUUUGAUUUAGCAGUCAACAGGUUUUUUAGUGUGGGAUGAUGGACGCUACAGGAAAACAAUUUUGUAUAAUCUUUAAGUAAGAAAAACAACAAAGUGUAUAUGAUACAUUAAUAAAGGGGAGAUAAUUCAUUCAUUCUUUGUAAUAUUAACUUAAAAUGAAAAUUAACAAGACUGUACACAAUGUGUUUAAUAUAAGAAAAGGUGGUUUCAUUUAUCUCUACUAAUUAUUGUACCAUGUUGCUUGUUAGCCCACCAUCAUCAGAUGGUGGGCUAUUAAAAUCACUCUGCGUCCGUGGUCCGUCCGUCCGUCAUUCCGUCCGUCCGUCCGUCCGUCCGUCCGUCCGUCCGUUAACAAUUUCUUGUUAUCGCAUCUCCUCAGAAACUACUGGGGGGAUUUUGACCAAACUUUGUCAGAAUGAUGUAUUGGUACCCUAGUUGUGUCCCCCUGAAAAUCCGACUGGUUCAACAAUUUAUGAGUGAGUUAUGGCCCUUUGUUUAUUUCUAUAAUUUACAUAGAUUUAUAUAGGGAAAAACUUUGAAAACCUUCUUGUCCAAAACCACAGAGCCUAGGGCUUUGAUAUUUGGUAUGAAGCAUUAUCUAGUGGUCCUCUACCAAGAUGAUUCAAAUUAUUUCUCUGGGGUCAAAUAUGGCCCCGCCCUGGGGGUCACAUGAUUUAUAUAGACUUGUAUAGGGAAAAACUUUGAAAAACCUCUUGUCCAAAACUACAGGGCCUAGGGCUUUGAUAUUUUGUAUGUGACAUCAUCUAGUGGUCUUCAACUAAGAUUAUUCAAAUUAUACCCCUAGGGUCAAAUAUGGCCCCACUCUGGGGGUCAUAUGGUUUACAUAGACUUAUAUAGGGAAAAACUUUGAAAAUCUUCUUGUCCAAACCACAAAGCCUAGGGCUUUGAUACUUGUAAUGUAGCAUCAUCUAGUGGUUCUCUACCAAGUUUGUUCGAAUUAUCCCCCUAGGGUCAAAUAUGGCCCCGCCCUGGGGGUCACAUGGUUCAUAUAGACUUAUAUAGGGAAAAGCUUUUAAAAUCUUCUUGUCAAUAACUACAACAUUCAAAUUUGGAAAUGUAUAUUUUUGAGUGGCAAGAUGAACCUUGACAUGAGUUGACCUUGAUUUUGACCUAGUGACCUAUUUUCACAUUUCUGUAGCUACAGCCUUCAAAUUUGGACCACAUGCAUAGUUUUGUGCACUUGAAAAAACUUUGACCUUGAUUUUGACCUAGUGACCUACUUUCACAUUUUUGAAGGUACAGGUAUCAAAUUUGGACCAUAUGCAUAGUUCCGUGUUUCAAAAUGAAAUUUGACAUUGAUUUUGACCUAGUGACCUACUUUCACAUUUUUGAAGGUACAGUCUUCAAAUUUGGACCACAUGCAUAGUUUUGUGUUCCGAAAUGAAAUUUGACCUUGAUUUUGACCCAGUGACCUACUUUCUCAUUUCUCAAGCUACAGCCUUCAAAUUUGGACCACAUACAUGGUUUUAUGUACAGAAACAAACUUUGACCUUUACAUUGACCUAGUGACCUACUUUCACAGUUUUGAAGGUACAAGCUUCAAAUUUGGACCACAUGCAUAGUUCUGUAUUCUGAAAUAAAAUUUGACCUUGAUUUUGACCUAGUGACCUACUUUCACAUUUCUCAAGCUACAGCCUUCAAAUUCGGACCACAUGCAUAGUUUUGUGUACCGAAAUGAACUUUGACCUUAAGAUUGACCUAGAGACCUACUUUCACAUUUCUGUAGCUACAUGCUUCAAAUUUAGACCACAUGCAUAGGAUUGUGUACCGAAACAAACUUUGACCUUGACAUUGACCUACUUUCACAUUUUUGAAGGUACAGGCUUCAGAUUUGGACCACAUGCAUAGAUUUGUGUUCUGAAGUGAAAUUUGACCCUUGAUUUUGACCUAGUGACCUACUUACACAUUUCUCAAGCUAAGCCUUCAAAUUUGGACCAUUUGCAUAGUUUGUGUACCAAAUUAAACUUUGACCUUAAGAUUGAUCUAGUGACCUACUUUCACAUUUCUCAAGCUACAGCUUUCGAAUUUGGACCACAUGCACAGUGUUGUGUACGGAAAUGAAAUUUGACCUUGAGCUAGUCAGUAAGUCUUGAAAUUUGGAACACUCCAAAAUGGCACAUUGGUGGGCGCCAAGAUCACUCUGUGAUCUCUUGUUUUAUAUAUUGAUAUGGUUCAUCAGUUUGUACAUUUCCUUUAAUCUAAAGAUUUACUCAUAAUGAUUUAUAUAGAAAUCUGUUUUAAACUUCCAAACAAUCGAACUUAUUUUGAAUUUUAUACAUUAAAACUUGAUGUUAAUAAAUAACUGCAAGGGUAGUGUUUGGUUUUUAUGUAACAGAACAUACUCCACAAUAUUGUUACGCAUUUUUACUUAGAAUUUCUUACUAAGUUUUGUUCAUUUUAUCCUUCCAUUCAAAAUUUGUCACUAGAGUUACCAUAGUCUGAUUAUAUAAAAAAGCGCCUUUUCAUUUGGAAGUAGGUAGUGGUAAAUAGUAUAGUUUCUUGGCCACCUUAAAUUUGAAUAAACCUUAAAUUUGAAUACACCUUUAAUUUGAAAAAAAAAAAAUUGUAAAAUGUAAAGAAACACUUCAAAUGUUUAUGUGUACCUAUUUAACAUUAUACAUAUCAAGGGAUGCAAGUAUUAUUUCUGUGUAUUUCCAGUUGUCACUAAAUACAGUUUCUGUAUUAGUGAUUUAAUAACAUUUUUGUAGACACUUUUAUACAUGUAGAAGGAUCAUUCCAUUGUAUUAACAUAUCAAAGAGUGUAUAGAAUUAUUUUUUAUAGAAUAUUUUAUAGAAAGUGUUAAAACUGUGCAUUAUAAUUGUAUAAACCUAGAUCUAUUUUAUGUUAACUGGAUAUAGUUGAAAGAAUUGAACAGUCAUGUUUUAUAAGAAUAACAACAUGAUCUUGGUUAUGUCCUUUUCAAAUACUGUGUCAUCUUAUACUGCAUGUGUUUCUGUCUUUUUGUAACAAUGUUUAUUUCAGAAGCAUAUAACAUAAUGUGUGCCACGCCAUGAGAAAACCAACAUAGUGGCUUUGCGACCAGCAUGGAUUCAGACCAGCCUGCGUAUCCGCGCAGUCUGGUCAGGAUCCAUGCUGUUCGCUUUUAAAGCCUACUGCAAUUAGAGAAACCGUUAGCGAACAGCAUGGAUCCUGACCAGACUGCGCGGAUGCGCAGGCUGGUCUGGAUCCAUGCUGGUCGCAAAGCCACUAUGUUGGUUUUCCCAUGGCACGGCUCAUCUCUGAAAUCUGUGCCAUGCCAGAGUAACAAUGAGUUUCAUUUCAGUGAACACACAGUCAAGUUUUAUACUGGCAACCUUUUGUAUUACUGAUGAUAAUGCAACCUAAAAUAACAUAGACAAUUAAAAUUUUAACAAUGAACUAGAAUAUGAUGCACUCAUGCAAAAAAAAAAAAUGUCCAAUGUUUUCCAACCAUUUACAUUCUUGUGAUAAUCUCUGGACCUGUAAACAGCUUUUUAUAAUGACAGUUGUACAUCACUGGUUAUAUUGACAGAAUGUAUUGUUUGUGUCUGCCGAAAGAAGCAGUCACAAGAUUUAUACUCCAGUAAAUAUUUGAUAACACGGAAGUUUAAUGGCCUAAAUUGUGUUUUUUUUUCUGAUUCUAUAUAUAAAUAUAUUGUUUACUAUGCAUAGCUAAUGCAUGUAGAUUAUAUAACUGACUGUCAGUAGUUCUGACAACUUAGUUGAAAUUAUUUGUUGCUGUCCCAGCAGUUUCAUCAUCAUCAUCAUCAGCAUCAUCAUUCAUCAUUCUCAUCACUACAGACAGCAGUGUCUUCUUGACAUUCUUGAAAUCAUUCUGAUCAUCUUUAUCAUCAUUAUCACUACAGCAAUAGUUACUGCAAAAGCAUUAUCAUCGCCUUCAUCAUCAUCAUCAUCAUCAACAUCGUCAUCAUCAUCAUGUAUUUUAUCGACUGAAAUCACAUUAUACCAAACAUUAUGUUGCAGAAAGCUUAUACACUUCUUCAUCCUUCAUAGUUUUAUUUCUUCAUUGUGAAGUAACUGUAGUGAUUAUCUUGGGAUGUAAUAGUCUAUAUAGAGGGUAGUUGACUGGUUAAAUUGUAUAUUGUUUUUGAAAAUAUUAACAGUUACUACACAGUAUUCAUGUGUAUAUAAGCAUAAGAUGACCAUAUCUAUGUGUGUACACAGUAGUGUUAGAUUUGAAAAUACUUCGCACAAAUAAAUGUUAAAGAAACACAAAAAAACAAAACAAAUAUAAGAUAUGGAAUUUUAUUGUGAUUGCUUGUCGACAUGCACAGUUCAGCAUAUCUAUUAGUUAAAUAAGAUAUAUUUGAAGAGGAUUUUCUAGAUUUGAAAUAAAUUCUGAUGAUGAAAUAUUGCAAUGAAAAAUCAGCAUAGUAUAAUCUUUAAUGUUGGUCAGUUAUUUCUGAUAAGAUAGAUUCAGAGAAAGAGCUAACUGGGAAUAUACUAAUUGCAUAAAGUUUGGUAUCUUGUGAUGUGUUUGUUUGGAGGAACAAUAUUGUAAUAUUAAUAUUAAACUUAUUUUAUGAUAUAUAUAUUUCUUACAUAUCAGUCAUUGUAUAUAUACAUGUUCAUUCUACUGUAGUAGAUUUAUACAAUUAUUCAUUCCCAUUAUAUUUUGAAAAUAUUAAGAAUGAAAAAAAAUAAAUGAACAAAAACUA